Periconia digitata is the source of this 2046-nucleotide messenger RNA. The record is from the annotation of a GenBank genome assembly. NCBI's taxonomy places the organism in Eukaryota, Fungi, Ascomycota, Dothideomycetes, Pleosporales, Periconiaceae.
AUGUACCUUUUCUAUAUUUUGAAUCUAACGAACAAAGCAGCAAGCCUAGAGGAUUGUUUUACACAUACAACUAAGGAAGCUCUACAGUAUGUUAAACCACUGGGCUCCAUUAUCACGGAAUUGAUGAACGGUUACGUCAAAGAAGGGGCUAUUGGUGUUGAUGACCUGCAUCGUUGGCCACCUGGUUCAAACGCCGUUACCUUCCUUUCGGAAACCACUUCUGUGGUUUCCAUUUUUGAAUUGACAAAACAUCCGCUGCUCCAGCUCCCGUGGCGGAAGGAUAUGCUUGUAGGGGUGGUCUCUUUCGCCACUGUCGGAACGCGAAUAGGGUACAGUUACUCGCUUCCUGUAUGUUAUUCACUUAAGUUCACUCAUCAUACAAAGAACGCCUAUGUGCACAUCCUUCUCAGCAAGUAUCGUGCCGCCAUGGAAAUCAUACAGAUAUAUGCUAUUUCUGUUGGUAGUUUCUUUCUUUUCCUUUUGCUUAUCAGCCCCCGUUCCUAUGUCAAGCUAUUGAUAACAGCCGUCUCGCUGCCAACCUAUAGGCACCUCAUUUACCCGCGGAUCAUCCGCCGUUAUCGAUACGUGGGCCCAUGGAGUCGAGCCUCGGUUCUUUUGCAGUUGUGUUACAUCCUCGUGAACACGUUCUGUAUCAGUUUUAACGUUCCAAAUGUCUUCACAGCCGGAUCGCGAGCCGCACAUCUGUCCUUGAUCAAUAUGGUCCCCAAUUUCGCCGGUCCUCAUCUAAGCUUUCUCGCAGAUAUCCUAGGGGUCCCUUUGAGCACUUACCAAUCGAUUCACCGCUCUAGUGGAAUCAUGUCGAGUUUACUUUUACUUUUCCAUAUAAUUACCAUACCAGGAAGCCAGAAACAAUUUCCCCUGCAGCUCACAGAAAACCUUUGGGGUCUUGUUGGCGCAUCUUCUCUACUUCUGCUCUCAUUACUCUCCAUUCCUGUUCUUCGGAGAUAUUCAUACGAGAUAUUCAUCCGCACCCACCAAGUUUUGGCAAUUUUUUCGGUAUAUUCCGUUCGGCGACACCUAGAGCAGAAACCACUUGUUUUACAGAUUUACGUUUACAUCUAUAUAGCCACAUUCUUUGCAGCACUUCUUCUUCAAGGGUUCUUUAUACGCCGAUGCCAGGCUCGCAUAGCUCGUUUUGAAGAUACCAUCAAGGUCGAAUUAGCUCUGUCUCGGCCACUGAAAGUCAAAGCAGGGCAAUACAUCAAUCUGUGGAUUCCAUCAACAAGCUUCUGGUCUAUCUUCCAAAGCCACCCCUUCACCGUCGCAUCUUGGUCCAAUGGGGAUCAGGAAGUCUUGGAACUUUUCAUUGAGCCUCGCGGAGGUAUGACUAAGAAAUUACUACAAGGCCUUACGCCGAAUUCUGAUAACUUAUAUCCUGGCAUUGAUGGAUCGCUUCCCCGCCUAGCCCUCUUCAGCGGACCACAUGGAGUGAGUGCACCUGUUGGUGAUUAUGAAACGGUUCUACUGGUAGCAAGCGGCUCGGGUAUAGUAGCGCAGCUACCGUACUUGAAGCAGCUAAUAUAUGGGCAUAACGCUCACAAGUCUCGUACUCGACGUGUGCAUCUGAUAUGGCAACUAGAAAGCAUAGGAACUGGUAUCGCGGUACAAUCGAUGAUUAAUCAGAUAUUAGAGAACGACACGUUUCGUAUCCUCAGCAUCUCCAUGUACAUUAAAUCGGGAGGUACACAGUUGGUAACCGUAGUCAGAAAAGACAGUACAGCACCUCGCCGUACGAAACUUGUGAAUGGAGAUACACAGCUCGAAACAAUACUGGAAGAAGAAGAGGUGACGGUUCCCAGCAAGCUGGUCAAUGUGAAAGAUGGGUCUGCUGAUCUCAAGACGAUUCUCCAAGAAGAAAGAGAGGGGAAGUAUAUAAAUAGAUCACCGGGGGAGGUAGGCGAGGGAAGCGAUAUUCUAAUUACUGUGUCGGGAGCCGACGAAUUGCGAGAUGAACUUCGGGAUCUUGUGCUCCCCUAUAUAUAUGACCGGGUAAAGCUUAUUGAACUGGAAUAUCAACCAGCGUAA